Daktulosphaira vitifoliae (grape phylloxera) is the source of this 708-nucleotide messenger RNA. RefSeq lists its product as uncharacterized. Bases 48 to 620 code for a protein of 190 amino acids. The transcript is spliced from 4 exons. The record is from RefSeq and is a predicted model, not a curated record. Lineage: Eukaryota; Metazoa; Arthropoda; Insecta; Hemiptera; Phylloxeridae.
GUAACGAGGUUCUAUCGGAAAAUAUUAUUCCAGAUAGUAAUCACGAUAUGAAAUCUGGCACAAUGCACAACGAGGAUUCAGGAACUAAAACAACGACGACGUUAGAAAAUGUGUCUAAUGAAAUGGUAAAUAUUGUUGACAAUAACAUUAACAAGACUGUGGAGGGAUGUGAAAUGUUCGAAAAAGAGGUUCACGAACUUGGUGUGACGGAGCCUAACAUGACAGAUAUUGAAGGAGCAGCCAUUGUGGAAAAGAGUAAGCAAGAAGAGGAAGACAUGGAGUGUUACUUACGUCCAGUUAAAACACGUAGAUUUAAAAAAGGUACAAUAUGCUUCUUCGGAAAAAAGAAUAAUUCUGGCACGAUAACUACAGAUAAUGGGCAAUGUUAUAAGUUCUAUAGAGAAGAUUUAAAUUUAGGUUUCGAUCGACCUUUUAAAUAUCCACAAAAAGUGAAAUUUGUUGUUGAUGAUUCACAGCCCAAAUGGGCCUAUGAUGUAGAAAUAAUUGGAGACCCUUAUGUUCGAAGGUGCUGUUAUUGUUUAAAAGAUGAUCAUGUUGGUUUAGAAGACUGUAUGAAGUUACAGAUAGACUCUUAUAAUUUUUACUAUCCUUAUUUAUAACAUAACAGUACAAAACCAGCAGUUUGUAUUAUUUAUUCUGUUAAUGUUUCAAUUGAAUUUAUAAGUGCUUUAAAUUAUUAAUAAAAGU